Messenger RNA from Ruditapes philippinarum (Manila clam), 11745 nucleotides. RefSeq lists its product as uncharacterized. The transcript has 16 exons. Bases 496 to 3030 code for a protein of 844 amino acids. Gene Ontology annotation, biological process: protein phosphorylation. NCBI's taxonomy places the organism in Eukaryota, Metazoa, Mollusca, Bivalvia, Venerida, Veneridae. Gene Ontology annotation, molecular function: protein kinase activity; ATP binding. The record is from RefSeq and is a predicted model, not a curated record.
GUUAGGAAACUACCCGCCUUUAUGACUGAAAUACUGUUGGGAAAAGGCGUAAAAUGAAACAAACAAACAAACCAGAAUUAUUUCAAGGCUAAUGGCAUCUUACUCCAGAUCCUAUUUUUAACUGCGGAACUUUUUCCAGAGCGGUUCUGGAACAUUUUCCAUAGUAACUCCGGAACAUUUUCCAGAGUAACUCUGGAACAUUUUUUCCGGAGUAGUAUGUCAUUUUAGCAGAACAAUUUCCAGAGUUGCUUUGAAAACUCUGCAACAUUUUUAUGGAAAAUUCUGGAACAGUUUCAUGAAAUAAGCUCUGGAAAUUCAGGGAGAAAGUACAUGAAAAUUCAUUUUUUUUUCAGUUUUCUUUGAACAACUCCGGAAAACUAGUCCGAAAUAUCCAGAGUUGGCAAUUUCCAUGAAAAUUUCGUUUUUCAUGGAAUAUGUACAGACGUGAUUCUUGUAAUCUUUUGUGUAUUUUAAUUUAUAGAAGAAAAGGAAGACAUGAAGGAAAAGAAUCUCACGAUACCAGUAAUGAGGUUCGGAUCAAAACCAGAACAAAAUAUGAAGUCAUGGUUAAUGGAACAGGCAGCUACAAGCAUGAGGAAGCCCGAGAAAUAUGUCAGUCUUAAAGGGGAUGAACGGUUGGGUAAAUUGAUAAAUGAGCUGCACAGUGGACUCAAAGGGGACUCAGUAAAACUAACAAAACGGCCACUAGUUCAACAGUCGGCAAGUACAAGACCAGUUAAAAUGGGUCCAAAACCAACAUCUAAUGGUGACAACACCUUCAAAGUAAAGGGCCUACAUAAGCCAGUUAUAAAGACAGAGCCUAUGGAUGAAACACCACAGAUUAAGGAGUAUGAUAGUCAACCUAGUCCUGUGGUGGGAGAUGAGAAAGAAAAUACAGAAGAGAAUUUUGAAGGAACAUGUUUAACAAAGGAUCAAAAGGAUUCUUUUAAAUUUGAUGGUCGACUAAUACAACUAACAGAAAUACAGAUUGAAGCUUUAGGAAAAUCACUAUAUGAGAAGGCUAUAGGAGAAGGUGCUUUUGGUCAAGUAUAUAGUAGCAAAUUAUUUGGAAUUCCUGUCGCCGUCAAAAAGAUACAAACAAAUACCAGUCCACAAAAUGAAAAACACGCCCGAAUGGAAAUGAUGGCUAAUAGACUCAUGAACCCAUUUAUACUUCCGCUUAUAGCUUUUGCUAAGAAGUCCAAUGGCAUAUGCAGAGAAACUUGGUACAUAACACCUUAUUGUGAAAAUGGUGAUCUCAAAAAAGCUAUUGAAGAUGGCAAAGCUAGAAAAGAUAAGAAAAUCAAUCUACCAGGAAUACGAGUAAGGAUAGCACUGCAAGUUGCAUUAGCAAUACAGUAUAUUCACACUGAAGUCCCAAAUGUAAGGGGUUCUAUUCUUCACAAAGACAUAGCAUCUUCAAAUGUUGUGUUGGACAAAAAUUUAAAUGCACGUCUCAUAGACUUCGGAUUGGCAAGAGAAAAAAAUGAUACAUCGAACACAAACUCAGAAAGACCUGGUUAUAUUCAUCCUCUAGAAGGCCACGGGGAUCCUGUAAAAGAGAGCUUAGAUUAUUAUAACUUUGGAAUUAUAAUUCUGGAACUGUUGACAAGCCUUGGUCCUUUAGGAGAAAAACAACUUCACUUAAAGAACAUGGAUGAAAAUCAGAUUCAGAAUAAAUUGGAUACAAAUGUUUGGAUUGAUAAAGAAAUAACAAAAAAACUAUAUGCAUUGUCCAAGAAGUGUUUGGAGGAGUUUAAAUGGACUAUUGAAGAAUUUGAAACAAAUGUCAUUAAAGCAUUACAAGACAUCAUGAGGACAGAAGCAGUUGAUAUACAUGUAUAUGAAUGUCAAGAGGAAACAUGUCAUCAUUGUAUAAUAAAUCCAAUAGCUAAACAAUCUUCGUUGACCGAUGAUCAUUAUGCAAACUGCACUCAGAAGAUAAAAGUAUGUAUUGCUUGCGAGAAAAAUAGCAUUCUAAACCCAGUUAUAUGUUAUUGUGGAGCAAGAUUGAUAUCCAUGAUAGGCAGUAAAUGGGGAGCUUUACUUGUUGCUGGUGAUGAUGAAAGUCCGGAUAAAGCAGCAGUCAUGAAGAGAGAAAUACUAGAGUUAGAGAGAGUAGUUACCUCGAAGGCACCACGCAUUAUUGGUAUAAGUAAGUGUAACGUGAAAACAGUUGUACCGUGUGAUACAAAGAAGGAAACCAAAAAAGAAGAAACAUGGACAAAAAUUCAAAAGCAUAUUGCAGACUUUGCUAAAAAUGAAGAUAUUGAUACAUUAUUGAUAUAUAUCUCGUGCCAUGGAGAUAACGGGAAAGAUAAAGAGUCUUCCGAAAGAAACAUGUUUCGGCUUGGGAAAUCAUCAGAGUAUAUAUCGUUAGUUGCCUUUGAAGAACAGUUAGAAACAUUGAACAAAAUUGAUAAACUGAUAAUAUUUCUUGACCGUUGUUUUCCUCCAAUGGUAGAAUUUAAAGAUAGAAAUAGAGAUUUCGUUCAGAUAAACGCAUGCAGCGAGGGUGAAAAGGCAAUUUUAAAAGAUGAAGGAAGUUUGUUUACAACAUAUGUUAUUCAAGGAUUAAAGGCUAGAUCAGAGAAAAGAGAAUGUUCUAAGGAUUGUGAGCAUUGCUUUUCCUAUUGGAACAAGAGAACAGAAUACAUCUCCAUUGAUAGCUUAUUUGAUUACGUUAACAAACACUUAAAACAAAAGGCACCUACUUCAAAAAGGCACCUAAAAGGCACUUUGUAUGACAUUGCCUUUUUUACGGAAGAAAUGGUACACAUAGAAUUUACUUCAAAAGAUAAAACUAUUCGCCUUCAGCUUGAAUAUCUGAAAAACAUUGAUGAGGUAAAAGGUAUGCUUCUCAAGGAGUUCGAAGUUGAUACAGAAACACACAUGGUCAAAAUAGAAAAAGACAUAUUCAGGAAUGAUCAAGAAGCAGAUGAUGAAUGCAAAACAUUGGAACAGGUUAUGGAAGCCUGGGUAAAUAGGUUUCCACUACUUGUUUCCUUUUUGAAGAAAAAAGAUACAUGAAUAUACGCUUGAAAAAGCAUUUCAAAGGGAAGAACUGUAUUGUUUUUAUACCUGUUAGGUUGUACCGCAAUCUCAACUUUUCUGAAUACAAACAUAUAUACAGGUAAAGCCCUCUUGACAGCACAUGCCUCUGAUACUAUAAUUAUGUCAGGUUGUUGAUAUUAUAAGGGACUUGCAUUAUGCUGGUUGUGUUUAUAUGAUGCCAUGUGAUAUGUAUGAUAUGUUCAUGAUAUUAUAUAGUGGACAUGCAAUGCUGGUUGUGUUAAAGUAUUUUUCAGAGUUAUGCCCUCCAAGUAAGAUAAUCACGGAUAAUAAAUCUUCACAAAGAAGGUUGUUAAAUAGUACUCCGAUAAUUGUUUUGAAUUUCGACUAUAAAACAAAUAGACUAAACAGUCCAGGAAACUUAUUCUAAAGAAAACGGGUGAAAAGAAUUAGAGAGUUCUCUCAGGACAACACCAGGAACAUGGAAUUCCUCUUAGCAUUUAUAUGACAAAAUUGAUAAUAAUUUCGCACGAGUUACCCAACCCAUUAGUAACAGUGACAAAAGUGCGUAGCCACCUGAUUGUAAUAGAAGAAGAUUUAAAUGAUAUACUUAAAAAUGUUGAAUAAAACAUGUUUUAAAUCUAUCAAAGAAAUGUUUCAAUCUUCAUUUAUUUACGGAAUACUUUGAUCUACUUAUUUGUCUUACGUCAACUGUCAAAAUCAAGAAAUAAUAUGGCAUACUUUUUUGAUUAACAUGUUGUGACCUAUAUAAUUCAUAUAACAUCAAAAGAAUUAAUAAUUUAUAUUUCCAUUAGUUUUUGUUGUACAUAUAACAAUGCAUUUGCUAAAACACUGUUGUUUCUAAAGAAAGCGUGGUUAUUUUGACAGUUGACGUAAUUGGUUACCAUAGAAACUGCCUGUUUACAAGAAAUCCUUCUAAACGACUUGGCCAAAUUUGUUGAAACUUUGCAGAGAUGUUCCUUGCAUGACGCUCUAACAAAGUUGUUCAAAGAAUUAAAUGCCAAAAAGAACUCUGGUUGCCUUGGCAACGGAAAGAUUUUUUUACAAAAAAUCUUGCAAAAAAAUCGAAAAAGCUAGAGCUUAGUUAUUUGGCAUGAAACAUCUUUCAAGUUUGUUUAAAUAAAUGCCUUAGGGUCAAAAUUGGCCCCACCACUGGAGUCAUUGAUUUUCCUUAUAUGUUUAUAGUAAAAACUAAAAAAUAUCUUCUUUUGACAAUCCAAAAGAGCUAAAGCUUAGACGUUUAGCUGGAAAUAUCUUCCAGUGGAUGUCUACCAAGUUAGUUCAAAUAAAAACCCGAGGGUAAAAAUUGGCCCCGCACCAUGGGGUCAUUGAUUAUCCUUAUAUAUACAUGUUUAUGGUAGAAACUUAAAAAAAAUUCUUGUGAAAUUCAAAAAAAGCUAGUAAAGCUUAAAUAUUUGGCAUGAAACAUGUUUUAGUGUAUGUCUACCAUGUCAAUUUUGACAUAAAACCCCUAGGGUCAAUAUUUGCCCCGUCCCAGGGGAUUGAGGUCAACAGUUCCAUCCCCAGCCAGGUCAAAUGUUUGUUUUCCUUCUCUUUUUUCUGUCAUUUAUUAGCUCACCUGCCACUUAAUGACAGUCUCAACUGUUUAAUAAAAUGGCUAAAAUUAGAAAAUAACAACAUCUUAACAAUAUCUAAACCACUGGUUCAAUUUUGAAAUAAUUUUACACAAAAAUUUCCUUGGUGACAGUGUACAAAAAUUGUUCAGAUAAAUAAGCUGUCCAUUGUUUUCAAAUUGUGCUUCUGUGGUGAAAAGGCGCUCCACCUUGACAGUUUUACAUAUUUCUCAGGUGAAUGAUCCAGGGCCAUCUGGGCCCUCUUGUUAUCUAUAAGAAAGUGUGGCUAUUUUGACAGUUUCGAGAUAUACUGUUUCCAUGGAAACUGCAAUUUUACAAAUAAUCCAAUUAGUUAACAUAAUUUUACUUUUUUUGAAUUCGUCAUCAUACAAAAAAUCUUAUGACAGGAUUAAAUUUUCCUAAAACUGUAGCAAAUGUUUUUAAUUAAUAUGAUGCCAUGUCAUACAAUGCCAUGCCAUUUGUAUGACAUGUUGAUGUUAAUAUAUUGUGGACAUGCAAAACUGAUGUGUUUGUAUGAUGCCAUGUUAUUUGUAUGACAUGUUGAUGAUAUUAUAUAGUAUGACAUAUUGAUGAUAUUGUAUUAUGGAUAUGCAAUUCCGGUUGUGUUUAUAAGAUGUUGUGUCAUAUGUAUGACAUAUUGAUGAUAUUGUAUUAUGGUUAUGCAAUUCCGGUUGUGUUUAUAAGAUGUUGUGUCAUAUGUAUGACAUGUUGAUGAUAUUAUAUUCUGGACAUGCAAUGCUAUUUGUGUUUAUAAGAUGUUGUACCAUAUGUAUGACAUAUUGAUGAUAUUAUAUAUUCUUUAUAUGCAAUGCCAAUUGUGUUUAUAUGAUGUUGUGCCACCAUAUGUAUGACAUGUUGAUGAUAUUAUAAAGUGGACAUGCAAUGCUGGUUUUCUUAUAUGAUGUCAUGCCAUUUGUAUGACAUGAUGAUAAUACAUUGUAUGAUAAAAUGGACAUACAAUGCUGGUGAUGUUAUGAUGUCAUUUUAUAUGUAUGACAUGUUGAUGAUACUAUAUUGUGGUUUGUAAUAUGUUCUCAUGUCAUAUUUAUGUUUAUCACACACCCGUGCCGAUUUCGCGACUCCGUAAAUAUGGUAUUGCACGGCCGUGCAUAUAUUUUGACGUGACGUCAUUAGCGUUAUACAAACAUAGUGUAAAGACGCGCUAAAUGUUAGCGUUAUACCUUAGAUGCGUCAAUGAAAAAUGACUCUUAUUUCACUUUAAACGGUCUUUAUUUCGGGUAUGUGAUAAAUAGAAUAUUAAAUUCGUGUAAGUUCAUUACUGAAUAUAUUGCACUCGUUGAAUAAAAUAAUAUUAUGCUUGCCAGAGGCUCGCAUAAUAUAAUUUUAUUCAACUCGUGCAAUAAAUUCAGUAUUGAACUUACACUCAUUCAAUAUCCUCUAUUAAUCAUUUGUGCAGGUUAUAUGAUGUGUUAUUUUAUAGGAUUUAAUUUGUAUUACAGGCUUUUGGUGUUGCAUAAUAUGUACCAAUUGUAUCAUAGUUAGGGGACCUUUCUGUUGAAAAUGUGUCACAGUUAAAUCGUAUACAUAUACAUGCACAGUGCAUUAACUGGAGUGCAGGUAUUAGUUACCUGCACUCCAGAGCAUGCCCAUUGAUUGGUUCAUUUUGUCCGGGGUUUACAUAUUGUGACGACAAAGCAAGGGAUGGCGAUGGAAAUAUCAUAUUCAGAUGCUUGUUCAUUGGUUACUUUUUGUGGGUUUUCAUGUUUUGGUAUCAGGGAACGUGUUUUUAUGUUUGACUAUGAUACAAAAGAGAAAGAACAUCAAAACACUCGGCAAUCUCAUUUAUACUCGGGGCUACAUUCCCUCGUACAAAUCAGAUAGCCUCGUGUUUCAAUGCUCUUUCUAUUACUUAUUAUGAUGUUAUGUAAUGUGUAUGACAUAUUGAUAAUACAAUAUAGUGGACAUGCAAUGCUGGUUGUGUUAUGAUGUCAUUUCAUAUGUUUGACAUGUUUGUGGGUUGUAUUAUGUUCUCAUAUCAUAUUUAUGCUAUGUUGAUGAUUUCUGUAACUGUUGUGAUAUAUAAGCAUGUUAAUUUCUAGAAUACUUGAUGAUGUGUAAUUUUUUUGACAUUUUUUUGGUUUUGAAUAAUAUAUAACAUGUUUGAUAUUAUUGUAUGUUUUGAAUAACAAUGUAAUAAUUAUAUAAUAUUUGAAUAACAAGUAGAUGAAAGUAUAAUGAUAUGUGUAGAACAUCUUAAGUUUUUAUAUGUUGACUGUAUGUAAGUUGUGAGUCAUAAUAAUAGUGUUAUAAAAUAAUCAUGACAUCUUGAUAUAUUGUUAUAUAUUGUUACACAUGAUUAUAUCAAAUAAUAUCGAGACAUUGAUGAAAUGAUAUUGAUCAGUUCUGAGUCACUAUGACAAAUUAUGGGAUGUGAUAUGUUUUAUUUAUCUAUUGGUUUAUACACUUUCGGUUUCGAUUAAGGCCUACAUGUUGCGGAAUUAUUUGAAUUAAGAUGUUACCUGAACAACGAAAAUUUUUACACUGUUGUUAACAUCAUUUUUAAGGUCUUUCUUUCCAGAGGAAACUUUGUUUUAUAUGAUGCUCAUUGGGAAAAAGUGCAGUGCCAAAGAACCAUAACUCAGUUUUGCCCUGUUUUUGAAUUAUCUCCCCUUUUAGAAAAAUCUUGUCCGGGACAUAACUCUAAAAUUAUAGGACAUUUUAACAUGAAACUUUGUAGGUAGAUUGAUCUCAAUAGGUGGAUGUACAAUGCACAAGGACUGUAACUGUGUCUUGACUAAUUUUGAAAUUAUUGCCCUUUGUUUAAUUUUACACUUUGAACUUUGUCCAGGACAUAACUCUAAAAUUAUUAGAGAUAUCCACAUGAAACUUUGUACGUAGAUAGAUCUCAUUGAGUAAAAGUGCAGUGUCAAAGAAGCAUAACUCUGUUUUACCCCGAUGAUAAAAUAGAAUCAAAAUGAACCACCUAAGCUCACAAUGAUUAGGGUAUCACAUUGCUAGUGAUAAAUAUUUAUGUCAUAAUUUGUAUCACCCUUUACGAAGUUCGGCAUGAAUGCUGGGCGUAAUUGGCAAGGAAUUCGGGUGGAAUCAUUGCUUUCUGGGGGGACAUUGCACGGAAAAGCGAAUUCCGUGUCAGUCUGCCCCACACAGAAAAUAUUUCUUAAACAAUUCUGGGCAUGAAACAAGAAACAUUACAGGCAGAAUUUUAUUAUGGGCGGAAUUUUGUACUUGUAAAUUGUGUCUUGGAUGGAAUUUCAAACUUACUUUUUCUUCAGGUAGGAUUGGCGGAAUUCAGAGCUUUGAUUUUUCUGUUGGGCAUAAUUUCAAUCUUAGUCAUUUGAGUUGGAAAUUUUACACUUAAAAUGUUUUGUGUGGAAGUUUUCACUCAAUUCUUCUUUAGGUCAGUACACAAGAAUUGAAAUUCAACAAUUAAAGAUAAUUGGUGAAUAAUCGAAGUGUUAUACAAAUCUGUUAUUUAAACAGAUUUUGUAAAAUUUAGUUUUCAAAAGAGCUAAAAUCUAAUGUUAAAUUUUAUUUAAUUUUCUAAAUCACAUAACUGAAAUAUUUUGAGUACUAUAUACAACUAAAUAUACUGAAGUAAAAUGUAAAUAAGGUUUAUAUAACAAUAAUUUAUAAUAUUAUAUCAUAUUACAUAUCAUUUUUUCUACUAAAUGGAAAGAAUUUAUUAGACUAAAUACAUUAAGACAAUUUUAUCAAAAUAUUUUUCAAAAUGUUCUGUGAGUUUCUAACUGCAUGAGUAUCUACCCUGCAGUUAAUAUGUUAUAAUAGAUAUUUUAUUAAUUGACAGCAUGUAAGCAAUAGUUCCAUAAUUUAAAAAUGGUAUUUAACUUUAAUAUAAGAGUAAAAUGUUUUUAUGCCAUGUAAAAUAGUACAUUCUCCUAGCAAGUUUGUUUGUAAAUUUGUAGACAUACAUUUAGACUACACUUCCCUCUGCCACUUAGCUUAUGUGUACAAUAAAUACAUAUAUGAUAAUUAUAUAUCAGCGUGCCUAAUAAUUUCUGAUAGUCCUGCAAAACACCAAGAUUUCACAGCAGAAUAUAACACACAGAUCAGAUAAGACUAAUGAUUACCGUCUGCUUUUCCCUCUAUCUAUGCGUGACUAAUCUGCUCAUGGGGCAUUCUGGUAUUCCAUGUGAUUAUUAAGGGAGUCUCAGUAUUAUACAUUUCAUUGACUGGUCUAUGUGAUUAUUUUGGGAGUCUCAGUAUUAUACAUUUCAUUGACUGUUCUAUGUGACUAUUUUGGUAGUCUCAGUAUUAUACAUUUCAUUGACUGUCCUAUGUGAUUAUUUUUGGAGACUCAGUAUUAUACAUUUCAUUGACUGUUUCAUGUGAUUAUUAAGGGAGUCUCAGCAUUAUACAUUUCAUUGACUGUUCUAUGUGAUUAUUUUGGGAGUCUCAAUAUUAUACAUUUCAUUGACUGUUCUAUGUGAUUAUUUUGGGAGUCUCAGUAUUAUACAUUUCAUUGACUGUUCUAUGUGAUUAUUUUGGGAGUCUCAGUAUUAUACAUUUCAUUGACUGUUCUAUGUGAUUAUUUUGGGAGUCUCAGUAUUUUACAUUUCAUUGACUGUUUCAUGCGAUUAUAAGCUCGACUUUUUUAUUUUUGAAAAAAAAAAGUAGAGGUAUUGCUAUAGUCGCGGCGGCGUUGCCCUUGCCGUUGCCGUUCCCGUCCGCAAACUUGUACCUGGGUCAUAACUUUUUGUUUCUUGGUGUAUUGUCCUCAUACUUGGCCACAACAACCCUUGGGACAAUACCUUUCAGUAAACCACACUAACCUUGACCUUCAUCCAUAAAUGACCUUGACCUUCAAGGUUAAAAGUCCAAACUUUGCUUGUUCAUGCUGUUAUUGGCUGUGACUUUGUUAUUUUUGAAUGGAUUGUCUUCAAACUUGAACAUAAUAAUCUUCAAGAAUAUCCCUUAAAAUAACCCGACAGACCUUGACCUUCACUCAUUCAUAAAUGACCUUGACUUUGAAGGUCAAAUUAUUGAAAUUUUCAUGUUUUUGGCUAUUAUUGGCUGUAACUUUGUUAUUUAUGAAUGGAUAGUCUUCAAACUUGAACAUAAUAAUCUUCAGGGAUAUCCCUUAAAAUUAACUAGACAGACCUUGACCUUUGCUCAUGAAUGACCUUGACUUUGAAGGUCAAAUUAUUGAAAUAUUCAUUUUUUUUUUGGCUAUUAUUGGCUGUAACUUUGUUAUUUUUGAAUGGAUUGUCUUGAAAUUUGAACAUAAUAAUCUUCAAGGAUAACUCUUAAAAAUAACCCGACAGACCUUGACCUUCACUCAUUAACGACAUUGUCUUUGAAGGUCAAAUUAUUGAAAUUUUCAUUGUUUUGGCUGUAACUGACUGUAACUUUGCUAUUAUUGAAGGGAUCAACGAACAUUCUAAAGGACCAGACCUUGAUGUUUAUCAAACCCAAAUUUGCUUGGGCUCUUUAAUGACCUUGACCUUGAAGGUUAAAUUACUGAAUUUUCUCAGAUUUGUGCAUUAAAUGACCAAAACUAAAUAUUUAUUUGUGUGUGUGUGUAUAUAUUGAUAUAUACAUAUCUAUCAUCAUCAUCAUCAACAACAACAACAACAACAUUGCAUGUUUCUAUUUUUAGAAUUGCGUGUUUCUAUUUUUAGAAUUGCGUGUUGCAAUUGUUAGAAUUGCGUGUUGCUAUUUAUAGAAAUUGCGUGUUGCUAUUUAUAGAAAUUGUGCUAUUUUUAGAAUUGAUUGUUUCUAUUUUAAGAGUUGCGUGUUUCUAUUUUUAGAAUUGCGUGUUGCUAUUUUUAGAAUUGCAUGUUGCUAUUAAUAGAAUUGCGUGUUGCUAUUUAUAGAAAUUGCGUGUUGUAAUUGGUAGAAAUUGCGUGUUGCUAUUUAUAGAAUUGCGUGUUGCUAUUUAUAGAAUUGUGCUAUUUAUAGAAUUGCGUGUUACUAUUUAUAGAAUUGCGUGUUACUAUUUAUAGAAUUGUGCUAUUUAUAGAAUUGCGUGUUUCUAUUUAUAGAAUUGCUUGUUUUUAUUUAUAGAAUUGCUUGUUUCUAUUUAUAGAAUUGCAUGUUUCUAUUCAUAUAUAUAUAUAUAAAUAUAUAUUGUCUAUUUAUAUAUAUAUAUAAUAGACAAACAAAUCUAAAUGACAAGACAGACCAAGUAAAUUUAUAAAAAGGAAACGUUAAGAUAUGUUCAAACCUUUCUAUGUUUGCUUUUAGAAGAAGUAAAAAGUCGAGCGUUGCCCCCGCCCGGUGGUGGCUCUUGUUAAGGGAGUCUCAGCAUUAUACAUUUCAUUGACUGUUUUAUGUGAUUAUUUUGGGAGUCUCAGUAUUAUACAUUUCAUUGACUGUUCCAUGUGAUUAUUUUGGGAGUCUCAGUAUUAUACAUUUCAUUGACUGUUCUAUGUGAUUAUUUUGGGAGUCUCAGUUUUAUACAUUUCAUCGACUGUUUCAUGUGAUUAUUAAGGGAGUCUCAGUAUUAUACAUUUCAUUGACUGUUCUAUGUGAUUAUUUUGUGAGUCUCAGUAUUAUACAUUUCAUUGACUGUUUCAUGUGAUUAUUAAGGGAGUCUCAGUAUUAUACAUUUCAUUGACUGUUUUAUGUGAUUAUUAAGGGAGUCUCAGUAUUAUACACUUUCAUUGACUGUUUUAUGUGAUUAUUAAGGGAGUCUUCUCAGUAUUAUACAUUUCAUUGACUGUUUCAUGUGAUUAUUAAGGGAGUCUCAGUAUUAUACAUUUCAUUGACUGUUUUAUGUGAUUAUUAAGGGAGCCUCAGUAUUAUACAUUUCAUUGACUGUUUUAUGUGAUUAUUAAGGGAGUCUCAGUAUUAUACAUUUUAUUGACUGUUCCAUUUGAUUAUUUUUGGAGUCUCAGUAUUAUACAUUUUAUUGACUGUUCUAUGUGUCUCAGUAUUAUACAUUUUGUUGACUGUUCCAUGUGUCUCAGUAUUAUACAUUUUAUUGACUGUUUCAUGUGAUUAUUAAGAGAGUCUCAGCAUUAUACAUUUCAAAACAAUCAGUUUAGAAGGACAUUGAAACUUUAAUUGUUUUUCUCAAAAAACUAACUAUGAUUUCAAAUUAUACAUUUAUUUAUCAUUUGAUAUGUUUAUACAUUAAAUAAAUGUAAAAAUAAAAUGAUGGGUUGUUUUGAUU